This is a messenger RNA of Grosmannia clavigera kw1407, 1083 nucleotides long. RefSeq names its product protein kinase. The record is from RefSeq and is a predicted model, not a curated record. The coding region runs from base 1 to 1083 and encodes 360 amino acids. Lineage: Eukaryota; Fungi; Ascomycota; Sordariomycetes; Ophiostomatales; Ophiostomataceae. The transcript has 2 exons. Gene Ontology annotation, molecular function: ATP binding; cyclin-dependent protein serine/threonine kinase activity. Gene Ontology annotation, biological process: protein phosphorylation; regulation of mitotic cell cycle. Gene Ontology annotation, cellular component: nucleus.
AUGGCGAGCGCGGCCAAGUCGCGCUGGGCGGACGCGGACGAAGACGCGGCCCUGGAGGCACAGCGACGACGAGAGAAGGAGGCGAAGCGGCGGGCGCGAGCGGCGGAGCGAGCGCUGAAACAAGAGGAAGCGGUCGACAGCGGGGACGGACGGCGGUCGAAGCGACGGAGGACGACGACGGACGACACAGGGGGAUCGCCCCCCCACGAACAGACAACGGGCGACGGCCUGCUGCGUCUCGCGGGUGGCACGCUGACCGAACCGUGCGGCUCGGUCGAGGCCUACGAGAAGCUCAACGACAUCGAGGAGGGCGCGUACGGCUGGGUGGCACGAGCACGCCACGCGGCCUCGGGCGAGGUGGUGGCACUCAAGCGGCUCAAGCUGGACGCGGCCGAUCGCGGCGGAUUGCCGGUGACGGGUCUGCGUGAGAUCCAGCUGCUGCGAGACUGCACACAGGAGAACAUUGUCCGUCUACGGGCGGUCGUGGUGGGCGAGGGGGGGAACGACGCGGAACAGCAACAGCCCAUCUUUCUCGUCCUCGACUUUGUCGAGCAUGACCUCCGGACCAUCCUCGAAGACAUGCCGCAGCCGUUUUUGGCCUCCGAGGGCCGCAACGAGGCCGAUCAGCUGGUCCGCAUCUUCGACCUCUGCGGUCUGCCUACCGACACUUCCUGGCCUGGCUUCCGCCGCCUGCCCAACGCUCGCGCCCUGAAGCUGCCCCCAUCCACUGCAGCUGCAAGCACCUCUUCCUUUCGCUCUCGCUUUCCCCUUCUCACUACCGCUGGCUGCCAGCUGCUCGGCAGCCUUCUCGCCCUCGAUCCCGCCCGUCGUCCGUCGGCUCGCCAGAUGCUCGACCAUGACUACUUCCGCCAGGACCCUCGUGCCAAGCCAGAGGCCAUGUUCCCGACCUUCCCCAGCAAGGCCGGCCAGGAACGCCGCCGCCGCCGCAAUACCCCCAAUGCCCCCGUCCGUGGCGCCCUGGCUGCCACCGACCUCGACCUCGGUGCCGUCGAUUUUGCCGGCAUCUUUGCUGCCCGCGACAAGGAGGAACGCGGCGCCGGCUUCUCCCUGCGCAUGGUCUGA